GAAGAAGAAGAAGAAGAAGGUGAAAAACGAAAGAUUGAGAAUUUGUUUGCUUUGAGCAACCAAACCUCAGGAAAAAAGAGUUAAGGUGGGAGUGUCUGGUUCAACCGGUUUAUAUCCGGUUCAAAUUAAACCUCUUACAGUUAACCGGGUUUUGUGUUUGGUUCGAUUGUUCAUAAAAGAAAGAAGACUCUUGUCGUCGAUUAGUGCCAAAGUUGAAAGUUGAAACCUUUUCUCAGAAUUUUCUGCUCAGUUCUGAGUUUUUUUUUCCCGCCAUGGAAAUCGACUCCGAGAAAAUUCACGAAAGGAAGCAAUCCGAUUACAAUUCGCUGGAUGAGAGAUUCGAGAUACAGAAGGAGAUGUACAGAGGUCAGCAAUACAGUCAGAUUUACUUUGCUCGUCUUCAUCUCAUGAGAACACUUCUCUACUCUCUUGCUCCUACUUGGAAAUCUCAUUUGCCUGUGUGUAAGGUUUUGGGACUUGAAAAAGGAAAAGAAUGCAUAAUUGUGGGAACCUUGUUCAAACACAUGAAGCUUAAACCUUGUGUUCUCGAUGAAUAUUCUAAAGAGAGGUCAGUUACUCCGCUUGUUAAACCACAUAACUUUAUGCAUCCUGAUGAUAAUCUGAUCCUCGAAGACGAGAGUGGGAGAGUUAAGCUUGCUGGUUCCGCACUUUCACCUGCGAUUUAUGUGACAGGUGUUGUUGUUGCACUGCAUGGGAAGGAAACUAAUGCUGGUGAAUUCUUUGUUGAGGAUGUACUAGAAGCUGGUUUACCACCUCAGAUUGAGCGGCCUAUCGAUCUACAGGAAGAUAAAUAUGUCGUGUUAUUGUCGGGCCUUUGUAUUGGAAGCAAAUCGGCUAAUCCCCUGCAGUUUCAGCUUCUUGUUGACCAUAUAACUGGGCAUCUCGGAGAUGAGGAGGAACAAGGCCUUGCAGCACAGAUAGUUCAUGUAGUAAUUGCUGGAAACUCUUUUGAAUUUCCCCGCAAACUCAUUAAUGGCCAGAACUUGGCCUCGAAAGAUCAAUCGACACUGUAUGAGCCCAUCAAAGAGCUUGAUAUCAUGUUAAGCCAGAUAGCUGCAGGAGUUUCAGUAGAUAUCAUGCCAGGCACGAAUGAUCCAGCUAACUUCGCAUUGCCUCAGCAGCCUCUGAAUAGAUGUCUUUUCCCUGGAUCUUCACCUUAUAACACCUUCAGAUCAUGUACAAAUCCUCACUCAUUUGAUGUCGAUAAUAUCAGAUUUCUUGGAACUUCUGGUCAGAACAUCGAUGACCUUGGCAAGUACUCAGAGGCUAAGAGCAAGCUUGAUUUUGUGGAAAGAACGCUGAGGUGGAGACAUCUUGCCCCAACUGCACCUAAUACACUCGGUUGUUAUCCUUUCACCGAUAGAGACCCUUUCUUGAUUGAAACCUGCCCGCAUGUCUACUUCGUCGGGAAUCAAGAUAAAUAUGACAACCGUUUGAUAAAGGGGUCAGAAGGGCAGCUUGUCCGGUUGAUCUGCAUUCCUAAGUUCUGUGAGACCGGUAUUGCUGUUGCGGUGAACCUAAGAAAUCUGGAAUGUCACACUUUAAGCUUUAGCACUCAGAUAAACCAAUCAUAACAUUGAGUUGCUACUUUGGUAGAUUAUUUCCUGUCUUGAAGAUGUAAUGUUGAGCUUUUUCAGUAACACACUCCUAUGUUCUAACCAAAUGUUUGUUAAAAAUCCUUUUUCUUGAGUGGAACUUCCAAAUCUUUGGAUAUAUUGGUAAU
This is a messenger RNA of Arabidopsis thaliana (thale cress), 1744 nucleotides long. It is a transcript of the gene POLD2, whose product is annotated as DNA polymerase delta small subunit. Lineage: Eukaryota; Viridiplantae; Streptophyta; Magnoliopsida; Brassicales; Brassicaceae. The transcript has 14 exons. Bases 273 to 1595 code for a protein of 440 amino acids. Gene Ontology annotation, biological process: DNA replication; DNA biosynthetic process; mitotic DNA replication. The record is from RefSeq and is marked reviewed. Gene Ontology annotation, molecular function: DNA binding; DNA-directed DNA polymerase activity; DNA polymerase activity. Gene Ontology annotation, cellular component: delta DNA polymerase complex; nucleus.